This is a messenger RNA of Austrofundulus limnaeus, 2530 nucleotides long. RefSeq lists its product as uncharacterized. The record is from RefSeq and is a predicted model, not a curated record. Bases 190 to 1557 code for a protein of 455 amino acids. The transcript is spliced from 4 exons. Gene Ontology annotation, molecular function: protein binding. NCBI's taxonomy places the organism in Eukaryota, Metazoa, Chordata, Actinopteri, Cyprinodontiformes, Rivulidae.
AGAGCUCACUCUGACGUCAUCAAGGGGCAGUCGUUAGCCUGUUAGCUAGUGUGUGAGCUGUAAACAUCAGGCUGGGAGUUUGAAUAAAAAAGCUGCUGCUUGGUUGAAGAACAGCCUGUUAUGAGUUUGUAAGGCGGCCCUCAGAGGCUGGAAGGCUCCCCGCUGUCGCUGCGAGGCUCCGGGUGAAGAAUGGACGGUCCUCCGCAGCUCCCCCCGGAGCUCUGGGUCUACGUGUUCAGCUACCUGAGCACCGAGGAGAAGCACACGGUCCGGUCCGCCUCCAGGCACCUGAGGAAGCUGGUGGAACACCCGUCCCUGUGGAAGCACUACAUCGUGGUUCUGUCCGAGCUCCGCCGCUACACCUACGGCUUCUGGCACACCCUGAACCACCGGAAGCUGACCCGGGUGGCCGUGCGACACCUGCGGCGCAAAGAGUGGCGGCGCCUCAUCAAGUUCCUGCCGUCGCUCACCGCCAUCGUGUUCAUGGACGGAGGCCGGCAGUACAAGGAGAAGUACCUGGACAACCUGGCCCGGUUCCCCGAGCUGCGGGAGAUCGCGGUGCGGAACGCGACGUGGGACGAAGCCCUGCUCGGCCCGGGCCUGACCGAGCACCUCCGGGAGCGGCUGACCCACCUGAGCGUGUGCAACGUGCGGCUGCCCAGCACCGUGGACUUCAUCAGCACCGUGUCCGAGCUGUCCAACCUCCGGUACCUGCUGUUCCACGAGCAGGGCGAGGGCUACGGGCUGGACACGGUGAGGCCGGUGCCCCGCUCCGUCUUCCACAGCAUGCUGCUGGGCCUGAAGAAGCUCCGGCACCUGUCCUGGGGCAUGAAGGGCGAGCCUCCAGAACCGCUGCCCGACGACUACCUGAGCCCCCCGAACCCGGACCAGCCAGGAUCGUAUGGUGGCCCGGCUCUGACCAGUCUGGAGCUGGUGGACUACCCAGAGACCCUGCUACCUGAAAACGCUCUGAGGAGUCUGACGUCGCUGCGCUCACUGUCGGUCCGCUACAGGUACAUCAGAGAAGGUGUGGAGUGUCGCCUCAGGUCCUGGAUAAGUCCUCUGCAGCAGCUGGAGUCCCUCACAAUCAUCGGUGGGAACUCUCUGACCACCUACACCACCACCCUCCCCCCCCGUGUCAACAGCCUGACGCUGCGAGUGGCCAUCACCCUGAAAGACAUGGACUCCAUCGCGCCCAAGGUCCCGGGCCUGGAGCACCUGGACAUCGAGCAGAACCGCUCCAGCGGCAGCCUCUGCAGAAGAAUCCCCAUGUUGUUCCCUCAGCUGCGGACCCUGAGGAUCCGGUUUUUCCGGCGGGAACCAGAGAAGGACCUGCUGAGCCUCCACAAGCUGCGCCACCUGGUGCAGCUGGAGCUGCUGGUGGAGCGCUCCUUCAUCCUGAGGGAUUACCUGAACGGACACCCCUGGCCCAGCCCCUGUGUGCAGGAGCUGAUCAACGAGCUGCGAGAGCUGUCCGAGAACCGCAUCACGGUCAUCACCGCCAUGAGGCAGAGGAACCUGCUGCGAGAGUGUGACUGUCUGUGGGAGGGUGACUGAGCGGGCCGGACCGGACCGGGCGGAGGACGAGUCUUUGACGAGUGAAGACCCGACACAGGACACGAGUCCUGGGCUGACUGCUGCUGUGGGUAGUGUCACUUCUGAGGAGUAGUUGAACUUUUAGCGUUCAGAGUGGAGUCAUUCUGGAUCUGAACACAUGAUUCAGAUCUUCUUCAAACAGAAAACAAGAUGCUAAAUCCACCAAACGUUCAGAUGUUUGGACUUGAGAGGAAGAGAUGAGGCGAGCACUGACAUCUCUUCACCUGGAGGAAAAGAACUGGACUGUGUUCAGACCCAGACAUCAGAACUGAACUCAGCUGAAUGAAUUGAUUAGAUGUAAAAACUUUAGGUUUCCCUUCAUGGGCUGUUAGAAUCUGUCGUCCCGAUCCAAAGAGGUUCCUGUUUGAAGGAAGACCAGGAUCAGGUCCAGAGGACUCCACGUUCUUUCAGUGAGAACCCAGAGCUGCAGCUCCUGGACUCCAGCUGCAUCGACUCUGUUUUUCUACAUCAGCUGGACUUCAUGGAGCUGAACAGGAAAGUUUGGUUUGAUCAUGUGAUACUGUAGGAAUAUGAAUUUAUGUGCAGGAACACUGACAUGACUCGACUCUUUAUUGAAUAAUGGAUUUAAACCUGAUCUGGUUCUUGUUGCAGUGUUUUAGUUCCAGGUCACAGUCGACCUGUAAUUAGCACUUUGUUUUUCUUUCAUUAACAAUCAGUUGUCCUCCUUUCAGUGAAACUGACUCCUUUAAAGGAACUCUGGUGGGAAGAUGUGAAUUAACUUCUUCUUUGAAGUUCUUUGAUCAUGAAAUAUUGUGAAAGUAGUUUUUUUUGUUUUAGAUUAACUGAAACCUGAGUUCAGUCCAUUUAUAAUUUCAUGUUUAGUAGAAGCAGUUUGGAGAUGAGUCCAAACCUUUCUAUGACCUUUGACAUGUUUCCAUCAACAUAUUUUAUUAAAGCCUGUAUCACCAAGCUG